This is a messenger RNA of Acipenser ruthenus (sterlet), 5757 nucleotides long. It is a transcript of the gene chst11, whose product is annotated as carbohydrate (chondroitin 4) sulfotransferase 11. The transcript is spliced from 3 exons. Gene Ontology annotation, biological process: proteoglycan biosynthetic process; carbohydrate biosynthetic process. Gene Ontology annotation, molecular function: sulfotransferase activity. Gene Ontology annotation, cellular component: membrane. Bases 222 to 1280 code for a protein of 352 amino acids. The record is from RefSeq and is a predicted model, not a curated record. NCBI's taxonomy places the organism in Eukaryota, Metazoa, Chordata, Actinopteri, Acipenseriformes, Acipenseridae.
AAGGGGUGCUGAGGACAGGAGAUUUCUAUUGGUCAAGUUUUGUUUCCCUACCGUUCCGCCUGUGAAGAGGAAUAGUACGCUCCAGGGUUCGCAUUGAAGUGAAUGAGGCAGGAAUUGUCAGUAGCACCAUCAUCAGGACCUACACGCUACGUUUUUAAAUUGAAUUACACAAAAAUCCCAGACGGAUUCCAUCCACUGCGCUACACAGAUCUACACAGACCAUGAAACAAGCUCUGCUAGAGUUGAUGAGGAUGAACAGAAUUUGCCGGAUGGUGCUCGCCACUUGCUUAGGAUCUUUUAUUCUGGUCAUCUUUUAUUUCCAAAGUAUGUUCCAUCCAGUAAUCCAUAGGAAUCCAUUUGCACCUGACGUCUGUUGUAGGAAAGGCUCACGGAACGCCCUGCAGGAGCUAUACAAUCCCACCCAGCUGGAGUAUUCAAGCACUGCCAUCCUUCACCAGAUGCGGAGAGAACAGGUAUCGGAUACCUGCAGAGCCUACAGCGCCUCCAGCCGCAAGCGGCGUGUUCUGACUCCCAGCGACCUCAAGCACUUGGUGGUGGACGAGGAGCACGAGAUGAUCUAUUGUUACGUGCCCAAGGUGGCCUGUACCAACUGGAAGCGGGUGAUGAUGGUGUUGACUGGGCGUGGCAAGUACAGUGACCCCAUGGAUAUUGCGCCCAAUGAGGCACACAUCCCCUCCAACCUCAAGACACUCAACCAGUACACCAUCCCAGAGAUCAACCACCGCCUGAAGAGCUAUCUCAAGUUUCUCUUUGUGCGGGAGCCCUUCGAGAGGCUGGUGUCAGCCUACCGCAACAAGUUCACCCGCAAGUACAACACCUCUUUCCACAAGCGCUUCGGCACCAAGAUCGUGCGCCGGCAUCGCAAGAACGCCACGCAGGAGGCCCUGCACAGCGGCAGCGACGUCAAGUUCGAGGAGUUUGUGGACUACCUCAUCCACCCCACCACGCAGAAGGAGGAGCCCUUCAACGAGCACUGGCAGACUGUCUACUCCCUCUGCCACCCCUGUCACAUCCGCUACGACCUGGUGGGUAAGUAUGAAACCCUGGAGCAGGACUCCAACUACAUUCUCCGGCUGGCCGGGGUCAUCGACUACCUUCGUUUCCCAACUUAUGCCAAGUCCACCCGUACAACCGAUGAAAUGGCUGCCGAAUUCUUCCAGAACAUCAGCUCCCAUCACCAGACGCAGCUCUUCGAACUCUACAAAUUCGAUUUCCUGAUGUUCAACUACACCACACCAAGCUACCUGAAACUGGAUUGAGGACUCAAGGGACUGGCUGUGUUUGAAAUUCUCACGUUGUCAUGGGGGCAGGGGUUUGAAUGCAGUGUAUUUGGCUUAAAGGGACUUGUUUUGUUCUGCUUGAGGAGCUCUUAGGCUCUUGAUAUGGUUUGUCCCGAUAACCCAAAUCCGUUGGAGAUAGUGAAGAUGGCUAAAGUAACUUUUUAGUAAUCUGGAGGUGAGGAUCAUUACUUUGGUCCUGGUUGCCCCAGGAAACCAGUGAUGGUUAGUCAGUCGCAUUUUCUGUGAAGCAAAGGACGUUGAGUCCAUUGUGGCAUUAAAACAUCCACAGUAGCAGCAGGUAUGUUUAAUAAAAAAAACAGAAUCCCUUUGUGAAAUAGGCAACACCUAAAGAGGCCAUAAAUAUGUCUAACCAAGAAGUCAUAUUUUGCAGUUAAAUCCAUAAAAAAAAAUAACCAUACAGGAUUUAAAAUUAGAACUCCACCCCAGCUGAAUGUAAAACGGCUGGGUUUGCCGUUGAUGCAUCAUUUCUUGGAUCAGCCAACUGAAAAGAGAGAACUCAGUGUUGGAAAAAACCAAAGGGCAAAUCUCAGCUAGAACUGUAGCAAUAGAAAUUCCAUGGUUAGAAUCAGACAUGCUGAGUAAAGCACCUAACUCAGUUCUCCAGUUAAGAUAUUUUCUGCUGUAUGGUAAUAACUCUGUUUUUAUUUAGUUCUCACGUGUAAUUAACAAACCACCCUCCUUAUUAAACAUACCUUUAGGCACUCUGGUGAGGAUUUUUUUUGUAAAUGAAAUAAUUUAACAGAAAUAUUUAUCCCCUCAUUCCUUCAGUCAGGACACAUAUUGUGGUCCCCAAGGAACACUUGGUAAGAAUAGGUAAAGUAAAUGAAGCACCUUAAUCCUACUACUGUUAGGCUAUUUCCAUUUCAUCUGCUCCUGUGGCACAAGGCCACAGCCAUGCUGAACAUACUGUACAAUAAUAAUUCCUAAAUAAGGAUGCUGAAAGUGGACUUUAGUACAUGGUGAAAACAAUGGCCCCACAUAUAUGUACAGAUUUGGGGAGUCCCCUUAGAACAAAAUGGAAAGUGGAAGGUGGCAGAGGCUCCCCCCUCCCUCCAGAAAGCCUUUAGCACCCUCCUGUUCCUCCACUAAAUAUAUCUUUCAUUGCUGGUACACAAGAGAUAAAGCACAUGCCCUUGUCUACAGUUAGAACAUUUCUCUGAUGACUGAAGGAAGGUGCUGAGGGACAGCGAUUUGAACCCCUGCUUGUAUGACUACGCAUUUGUUUUUGUAAAUGAAUAAUUAUUAUUUUUGUUGGUUUUAAAAAGAGAUGCUGCGAGCAGCACACUCCAGAAUUAUUUAAAUGACUUUAAAUGUGAGAAAGGACAGAUUGCUUUUUUAUUUUUAUUUUCAGUGACAGAAUUAAUGGAAUUUUGUUUUUAAAAUAACUUCUGGUACACUGUUUUAAAGUUGUUGUUUUUUUUUUUUAAGUAAAGUUCUUUUAUGAUGCGUUCUCUGGAACAUGCUGUAAUUAAUGUUAUUUAUUUUACUCAUAAUGGGUCUGGUUUAACUGAUGUUACUGCCACAACGUAUCACAGUCAUUAGGCUCUGUCCCAAUGAAACAAUAUCUGUGGGUCUAAGGAGAUCCCAGUCUUAUUUGGGACAAACAUUUAAAAAAAUUAAAAAGCAGCACAGUGAUCACGAAUAGAAACAUUUGGUGACUGUAGAAAAACAAUUAAAACCUGCAAAGACAAUUGUCCUGCAGAGCUGCAACAUGUCCAGACUGUUCCAACACCAAAUCAUGCUACACAAUAUCCUGUUCCUGAUUAAAAAGUGCUAUACUUAAGAUAUCACAGCACAGAGAGCUUGCAGUAUUCUCAACGCUUGCCUCCUCAGUGCUGUUUUGAGACAGGGCCUUUUUAGAAUAAAAGACUGAUGCUCAUAAGCAACUAUAUUGACAAAAUAUGCCCAUCUUCACCACAUCCCAGUAUAAUGUUCAACAGCUUAUACAAUUUGGGUGGAGUGGUGGUCCAACAAGCCAAAAGGUGUUCAGGUGUAAAGUACACUUGUAAAUACACAACUUAGCUAUGGUUUGUGAAUUAUAUCCUUUCGUUCUAAUAUUAUCAUAAAUGAGUCAAACACUAUCAUCCCGAGGGAAAAUAUAUGAUAAUACAGCAAACAACUUCAUUUGAGGACAGCCCCAUGUUAAAGGAAGUUAGGUGGAACAGCAGUUUAACUCACUGGUCCCCUAUGGAGACCGGUUUAUGUGAAAUAAGUUUGGUUGUCUAAACCUAGCCUGGGUCCACAUCUCAGGAACUACCACCACACACCCACACACUUGAGAGACAUGAUUUAAUUUCAAAGGAUUUUCUUCUGGUGAAAGAUUUCAAUGAUAGGAUUGAGGUGCACUUCCGAGCUAUUAACUGAAGCCCUCAUGACUGUCCCUUGUCUGUCGUGAGCACUGAGCUUGCACUAAAAACAAAAUAGUUUGAGCUGAAAAAUGAUUGUCAAAAUACCGCUGUGUCUCAUUUCUCCUCCAUGGAUUUCUAUAUUUGGAGACAACACCAACUAGCAGUUAAAUCUGGGGAAAAAAAAAACAAAAAGGAAAAAACAUGCAGUUGAUGUCUUUGGGUACAACAACAUAAACACAUUUUCAGCACAUUUUAUGUACAAAAAAAAAAAAAGGCUGGUUGGGUAAAUCCCACGCACAAACAUUUAAAUAGACAUUCAAAUUAACAGCCACACACAGAAUCCUGUAAUAAAUCAUUCCAGUGUUUUGUUUUUCUAUUCAGAUUUAAAGAGCAACUUGUUAUGGGUAUGAACUGUCAGAUGUUUACUUGGUCUCCGUUUCUGUCUACACAUCCUGGUUACUUUGUAAAACGCAGAAGUUUAAACCUCCCAGGUGUCCUCAAUAGAUCGUGUCUGAACUCGUACAGUGUAACCAUUAACCUGUCCCCCUGCCCUUGUGUAUGUAAUAUAUACCACAUUUGCUCCAAGAGUAGGAAAUACCAAGUGUUGCAGGACGACAGAUUAAUGCACUUCAUUCUGAAAGAGCGUUGUGGCAGAUAAUCUCACUGAACACAGCCCUGUAUCAUCUGCUAAGGGUGUGUCCUCCUCAAUCUUUACCAAACAUGUUUCUCUUUUAAUUUGUUUUAUGUUUGUCUGUAAUAGAACAUGGUCAUGUGAUCAGCAGUGGUGAAAUCAAAUCAAUGUUCUCAAUUGUUCUGCCUUUCAAUUGUAUUGUAGUGGGUUUGAUCACAAGCCAGUGUUGAUGCGAAGUGUCAUAAAAAGUUACUACACAGGGUACAUUUGUUUCCAGAUUUGCUGGAAAGUUAACAAGCAAGUAGUUAGUAGUUUAAACCCAAAGAAACAUGCUGCCUAUUGAGUAAUUAGGGUAUGCAUUAGUUAUGGUUUUUAAGCAAGGAACUGGGAUUUAGUAUGGGAAACACAGGGACAAACUGGCCAUUAACCAGCUCCAUUUUCUUACUGCACCUUCCAGUCCUCUUGGCUCUCUUAGCACUGUGCAAUUCCAAACCCACUAGGCUCCAAAUUGUCUCAGUACAAUGUGGGUAUUGAUAUCCAUGGAUCUUUGUGGGUUUUAGGUAUGGUAUUACAGUAGUUGUGAUAGUUUAAGCUUUUUGCUGAAAUUAACUAAUGUUACACAGGGAACAAAUACCAACAUUGACUGAAGAACAUACUGCAAAAGUGGGUGGUGGGGGGGGUAGUAGGGUCCUGUCCUCUCAGUUUUUAACUCUUAAUCAGCCAGAAAGUCUCUCUGAAGUGCCACACCUUCCCGGCUUUUGCUAUGACUGUUCAAGUCCUGCUUUGAGUAUUUCUGGAACUGCAGGUUUCCAAUAAUAAAGCAUUUAAAAGCAAAAUAUUAAUUUUUUGAUAUUUAUUUUGUUUGAAUGCCACUUAUUUAAAUUCAAAUUUCUGUCUUUUCUAUUUAUUUAUUUAUAUAAAAAAACACUAUGAUCUUGAGCAUAUUUAUUUAUAAGAAACCUUUAUGCACUCCAUUUUGGCAGCAUGCACGUUAAUAAUGAUGUCAUUGCUGUACACAUUCUUUUAUAAGAGGAAGAAAAUGGUGAGUUGAGUAAGGACGGAUGUUAGCAUUCUUUUCAGGGGGGGUAAUUAACAAUUAUUUGAGGCUGAAUUGGGAAUGACACUUCUGUGUGACUCAAAGGCAAAUUUAAGAGUUAAUUUUAGAAAUACUUAAAGAAACUUGGCAAUAUUCAAUGACAAACAAUUUGACUUGAAGUCAUUGCGAUAGAUGUUUUGUCAUUGAGUUUUACAAAGCUUCUUUCAGUAUUUCUGAAUUUACCACUAUUGAGUUUUUUUACAGUAAUUGCUCAAACUAAGAGUUAACUGUUUGGUGGCAUUGACCUGAGAGGGGCCACAGAGCCUGUGCCUUGUACCCGCUAAAGAUUAUACACCUUUGGGCCAUGUACAGAAAACACUUGCACCAAUUUGAAAUAAAAUAAUAAACUUUCUUUAACAA